Messenger RNA from Phoenix dactylifera (date palm), 2234 nucleotides. RefSeq names its product 3-hydroxy-3-methylglutaryl-coenzyme A reductase-like. The record is from RefSeq and is a predicted model, not a curated record. Gene Ontology annotation, biological process: isoprenoid biosynthetic process; sterol biosynthetic process; coenzyme A metabolic process. Gene Ontology annotation, cellular component: peroxisomal membrane; endoplasmic reticulum membrane. Gene Ontology annotation, molecular function: protein binding; hydroxymethylglutaryl-CoA reductase (NADPH) activity. Lineage: Eukaryota; Viridiplantae; Streptophyta; Magnoliopsida; Arecales; Arecaceae.
CCGGUCCUCCGCCUUGGAAGGAGGAAACAGUCUCCGGUCUCUCUCCACCAUCCCUCCCUCCCCACCACCCAUCCACCCUUCCCGGGCCCAAAAUGGACGUACGCCGGAGACUUCCUCCGAAGCCCGCUCGCCCCUCGCCGGCGCUGGGGAAGCCCCCCAGCCCUCCCCCGGCCUCCGCUGCCCCUGCUGGUGGCGCCUCUGUCCAGGCGUCCGACGCACUCCCCCUCCCCAUCCGCUAUACCAACGUGCUCUUCUCCGCCCUCUUCAUGGUCUCCAUCUACUUCCUCAUGUCCCAGUGGCGCGAGAAGAUCCGCUCCUCCACCGCGCUCCACGUCCUCACCCUCUCUGAGCUCUCCGCCAUCGUCGGUCUCGCCGCCUCCCUCAUCUACCUUAUCUCCUUCUUCGGCAUCGCCUACGUCCAGUCCUUCAUCUCCUCCCAUGAUGACGACGACGACUUCCUCCUCGCCGCCCCCGAAGCCGCCCCUUGCUCCCUCCUCUCCGCCGGCGAUGCCCCGGAGAAAAUGCCGGUUCUUUCUGAUGACGACAACGAGGAGCUCGUCCACGCCGUGGUCGCCGGCAAGGUGCCGUCCUACUCCCUGGAGUCGAAGCUCGGGGACUGUCGGAGGGCCGCCGGGAUCCGUCGGGAGGCGCUGAGGCGGAUCACUGGGAGGGCCAUGGACGGGCUUCCGCUCGACGGAUUCGACUACGCGUCGAUCCUGGGGCAGUGCUGCGAGAUGCCGAUUGGAUACGUUCAGCUGCCGGUGGGGGUCGCCGGCCCGCUGCUGCUCGACGGGAGGGAGUACUUCUUGCCCAUGGCCACCACCGAGGGGUGCCUCGUGGCGAGCACCAACCGGGGAUGCAAAGCCAUCGCAGAGUCCGGAGGAGGGUCCAGCUUGGUGCUGAAGGACGCGAUGACGAGGGCGCCGGCGGUGAGAUUUGCGACUGCCAAGAGGGCCGCCGAGCUCAAGUUCUUCUUGGAGGAUCCCAACAAUUUCGAGACGCUUUCCGUCGUGUUCAAUAGGUCCAGCAGAUUUGCUAGGUUCCAAAGAAUCCAAUGCUCGCUUGCGGGGAGGAAUCUCUACAUGAGAUUCAGUUGCAGCACUGGAGAUGCGAUGGGGAUGAACAUGGUCUCCAAGGGUGUGCAAAAUGUGUUGGACUAUCUGCAAAAUGAUUUCCCAGACAUGGAUGUGAUCAGCAUCUCUGGCAAUUUCUGUUCAGACAAGAAGCCAGCCGCUGUGAAUUGGAUUGAGGGGAGGGGCAAAUCAGUUGUUUGUGAGGCAACCAUCAAGGAGGAGGUUGUGAAGAAGGUACUUAAGACCACCGUCCCAGCGCUUGUGGAGCUCAACAUGCUUAAGAACCUUGCUGGGUCUGCUGUGGCUGGGGCCAUGGGGGGGUUCAAUGCUCAUGCCAGCAACAUCGUGACUGCCAUCUUCAUUGCCACUGGCCAAGAUCCAGCACAGAAUGUUGAGAGCUCGCACUGCAUCACCAUGAUGGAGGCUGUGAACGAUGGGAAGGAUCUCCACAUCUCCGUGACUAUGCCAUCCAUUGAGGUGGGCACAAUUGGAGGUGGGACCCAGCUGGCCUCUCAGGCAGCCUGUUUGGACCUGCUUGGUGUGAAGGGUGCAAGUAAGGAAUCCCCAGGGGCCAAUGCUAAGCUUCUUGCCUCCAUUGUAGCUGGUGCGGUGCUGGCAGGAGAGCUUUCCCUCAUGGCAGCUCUCGCAGCUGGGCAGCUUGUGAAGAGCCACAUGAAGUAUAACAGAUCCAGCAAAGAUAUCUUCAAUUCUGCCUCCUGAUGGAAAUCCUCGUGUAUGGUAAUCAUAGGAGAAAUAAAAUUCCCAAAACGAGGGAUAUUGGGAAAGCAAAGUAGCCAGCCUAUCAGCAAGUCGGAAAGUAAAAACCCAGUUUGGUAAUAGUGUUCCUUCCUCCUCUAUAUGUGGAUAUUACCCUUUUGUAACCUGUAAGACUUUGAGGCAAAGUUUCUUGGCAGCAUAUGAGAUUGUCCUUGCAAACCAGAAGACUUGUCUGAUAUUGAUGCGCUCUGCUAUUCGGAUUCGGUAUCCAUCUGAUUAACUUGUCCUGUUGGCGUUAUCCAUGGCAAGUUGCUUUCUGUUGUAUUCUGCAUAGCCUUACAGGAAUUUGUUGUGUUCCAUGUGUUGUCUGGUGUUUUCUGAUUCUUGGGUUUAAAAUUUAUUAAUAUUUUUAUCAUUGAUAUGUCAUUUGUUACAUUCUUUUGA